Messenger RNA from Neolamprologus brichardi, 5015 nucleotides. NCBI's taxonomy places the organism in Eukaryota, Metazoa, Chordata, Actinopteri, Cichliformes, Cichlidae. The record is from RefSeq and is a predicted model, not a curated record.
UCGGCAGUCGGGUCCUCGUGUCAGUGCACAGUCUGUGUGUGGUACAGCGCGCGGCAGAGGAACUGGGUACCCAACUGCAGGCUGGCGGUGCGUUUCACAACGGCCGACAUUUUAAACAAGAAAAAAAAAAUAACCGCUUGAGUCGCAAAAUAAUAAUCCCUGGACUUACUGGAAGAGUUUCGAGCUGCUACUGGAUCUAACAGAGGCUUUCUUUGAAGUUGUCUGCGGUCAAAAACUCGUCCCAGUCGAGGGGUUUCCAGCGUCCGAGCGGACUGAGCGACGCUCUCAGUCUCGGGAAUCACCGGGGCUUUUAAAGGACUUUCAAGGGGGCAAAGAAGAGCAAAGAAGUGUAUGAAAAACAGAAACGACGACGGACAAUUGUCCGCCCUCUUAUCAAAUCUGCGGUGAACGUUACAGAUUACCGGAUAUUAAGCUUCGUGUGGAUAAUAUUUUUUCAUAUAUAUUCUUCUUACCUGUGCAGAGGAGAGGAGGAGAGGAAUCAGUCGAGACAAAGGUAAAAAAAGAAAAGAAAAAAAAGAGGGGGGUUACAUGAAGAGAGCCGCUAACAAGACGGGUGGUAGUAGUGGUGGCGGUGGCUUUAUGGCAGCCGACUUUGAAAGCAGCAGCUCCUUGUUUUCUGAUCUUCCAGGACCACCAAAAACAACAGUUGCGUGUUUUCUUUACCCUCUAGUGGAAGACGACUCGUUAGAUUUACGAGGAAAACCCCCUCAAAAAAGCGCAUCGUGUCGUUGCGGGUGUGAUCAAAAGUCUAAACUUUGGGAUUUAUUUGAUCCGUGGCAUCAAACGCAUUUUGCUGCCACUCUUGGUUUUUUCUUUUCCCUUUCUUUUCUUUUGCACAUCUAGACGACAGAUUUAUGUUUUGUGGUUCACACGUUCAGAGAAUUAGUGGGUAAAAAAACCCAAAACUACUUUAUUCUGCAUUUUGCACAAGGUGUAUCGGAGAGUUCGUAAAGCUCUGCGUUCGUGUUGCUUUCAGGCGCUGUGAACGUGAUCCAGCUGUUUUCUGUUUGUUUAGGUACAAAAGAAAGGAGCUGAUCCAUCCGCUGGGCUGGCUCUGAGUGUGCGCCUCGCAGCCGAGAACGAGGCUUUGUCCGCCGCCAUCCUGCGCAUAUCGGGGAGGGGGUGGCGGGGAUUUACCGCACCUUCGCUGGGAUUACGGAAAGAAAGCACGAGAAAAACAACACACCGACUCCCGUGUGGAAAAAAGACUCGACAUGUAUCCACAAGGCCGGCAUCCGGCUCCUCACCAGCCAGGGCAGCCUGGCUUCAAGUUCACAGUAGCAGAGUCCUGCGAUAGGAUCAAAGAUGAAUUUCAGUUCCUGCAGGCCCAGUACCACAGCCUUAAAGUAGAAUAUGACAAACUGGCCAACGAAAAGACGGAGAUGCAGCGUCACUACGUCAUGUACUAUGAGAUGUCCUACGGGCUUAACAUUGAGAUGCACAAACAGACUGAGAUUGCCAAGCGCCUCAAUGCAAUUCUGGCUCAGAUCAUGCCAUUCUUGUCACAAGAGCAUCAACAGCAGGUGGCUCAGGCUGUUGAACGGGCCAAGCAGGUGACAAUGACUGAGCUGAAUGCUAUCAUCGGGGUACGUGGACUUCCCAAUCUGCCUCUGACUCACCUGCACCCGCCUCGUGGCGUCUACCCAGCCUUCACGCAGCAGCAGCUUCAGGCUCAGCACCUCUCUCACGCUGCCCACGGUCCCCCGGUCCAACUGCCCCCUCACCCUUCAGGCCUGCAGCCGCCCGGCAUCCCCCCCGUGACGGGCGCUGGCUCCGGCCUGCUGGCUCUAGGCGCUCUUGGCAGCCAAGCCCACCUGCCUGUGAAGGAUGAGAAGAACCACCACGACCUGGAGCACCGAGGCCCCUCAUCUUUUCACUCGCCCCUGGCCAUUCCUCUGAAAGAACGCGAGUCGAGCACGAAUAACUCAGUUUCGCCAUCAGACAGCCUGCGGGCAGCAAGCGAGAAGCACCGCAGCUCAUCAGACUAUGGUCUCGAGUCCAAGAAACGCAAAGUGGACGACAAAGACAGCAUGAGCAGAUAUGACAGUGAUGGAGACAAAAGUGAUGACUUGGUGGUGGAUGUAUCCAAUGAGGAUCCGGCCACCCCUCGAGUUAGCCCCGCUCACUCCCCUCCUGAAAACGGGCUGGAUAAAUCACGAGUCCUGAAGAAAGAUGCUGCCCCCAACAGCCCCGCCUCUGUCGCCUCUUCAGGCAGCACGCCGUCCUCUAAAGCUAAGGACCACGCCCAUAAUGACAAGUCAUCUACGCCAAGCUUGAAGUCAAACACGCCUACACCGAGGAACGAGGCGCCGACACCUGGAACAAGCACCACUCCAGGACUGCGGCCUCUAACUAUGGGCAAACCGUCCGGCAUGAUGGAGGCAUUGGCCGCACCAGCCCUGCGUACCCCCCUGUCCAUCGCCGGUUCUUAUGCUACUCCCUUUGCCAUGAUGGGUCAUCACGAGAUGAACGGAUCCCUGACGAGUCCUGGCGUGUAUCCGGGUCUCAUUUCCCCACAGAUGAGUGCUGCAGCCGCCGCCGCCUACGGACGCUCGCCAAUUGCGGGCUUCGACCCACAUCCUCACAUGAGAGCCUCUGGGCUGCCAGCCAGCCUCACUUCCAUUUCUGGAGGAAAACCAGCCUAUUCUUUUCACGUAAGUGCAGAUGGUCAGAUGCAGCCCGUGCCCUUCCCUCCAGAUGCACUGAUAGGACCAGGCAUCCCACGGCACGCUCGCCAGAUCAACACACUCAGCCACGGGGAAGUGGUGUGCGCCGUCACCAUCAGCAAUCCCACACGUCACGUCUACACCGGCGGCAAGGGUUGUGUCAAGAUCUGGGACAUCAGCCAGCCUGGCAGCAAGAGCCCAGUGUCCCAACUCGACUGCCUGAACAGAGACAAUUACAUCCGCUCGUGCAAGCUGUUGCCUGAUGGCCGCACCCUAAUAGUGGGUGGCGAGGCCAGCACACUGACCAUCUGGGACCUGGCCUCACAGACGCCCCGCAUAAAGGCUGAGCUCACUUCCUCUGCCCCAGCUUGCUACGCACUGGCUAUCAGCCCUGACGCCAAGGUCUGCUUUUCCUGCUGCUCCGAUGGAAACAUCGCUGUGUGGGACCUCCAUAACCAGACCCUGGUCAGGCAGUUCCAGGGCCACACGGAUGGAGCCAGCUGUAUCGACAUCUCCCACGACGGGACCAAACUGUGGACCGGAGGACUCGAUAACACGGUCCGCUCCUGGGAUUUGAGGGAAGGACGACAGCUCCAGCAGCAUGACUUUACCUCACAGAUCUUCUCAUUGGGCUACUGUCCCACUGGGGAAUGGCUGGCUGUGGGUAUGGAGAGCAGCAAUGUGGAGGUGCUCCACCACACCAAGCCUGACAAGUACCAGCUGCACCUGCACGAAAGCUGCGUUCUUUCACUCAAGUUCGCCUACUGUGGUAAAUGGUUUGUGAGCACAGGGAAGGACAACCUGCUGAAUGCAUGGAGGACUCCUUAUGGUGCCAGCAUAUUCCAGUCGAAGGAGUCUUCCUCCGUCCUGAGCUGCGACAUCUCAGCAGAUGACAAAUACAUCGUGACAGGAUCCGGUGACAAGAAGGCCACCGUCUACGAGGUCAUCUACUAGAGAGAAAGAGGCUCGCUCUGCUUCAGCACUUCUACUGAGAUUAAAGUUUUCUCCCUGACCAACCGUCUGCGGGCUGCAGAUUUCUCAAAGUGUACUCGUGGAAAUCAGAGGCGCUGUCGGCCUGAGGAUGCUUGUACUGGAAAGAAAUGAACUUUUUUUUUCUUUUUUCGUCCUUUUGUCUUUGGGUUUAUUUUUGGGUUGCACUUUUUUUUUUUUUCUUCUUUUUUUUUCUUUCCUCAAGAAUAUUUGGAUGUAACCUGGUGAAGCAGCGCUUCAUUGUGAGAAACUCCUUCCCCAGACAUCUUGUGCAAAGUGUACAUAUUGGAAUAAAUAAGACAUUUUAUAUAUAUUAUAAAAAUAUAUAUAUUUUCAUGUCCUGGGUGUACUUGUGGUGAUUUUUUUUUCUCCCCCUCCCACUCUGUUUGAUAUUUGAGUGGGACAUGAGAACUUUUUAACAGUUUUGCGCUUUGUUUUUCUUAAAGCACAUUCUGCAGGCUGAUCUUUUUUUGGAAAUCAGAGGAGCACCAAACUUGUAGAUUUUUUUUUUUUUUUUAAAAAUGGCCUUUUUGUCACAGUGCUCUUACCGGACAAAAAAAUCACGGUUUCUGUGUGAGAUGGAGCUUCGGCUGCUUUGGACUACUGUGGGAUCGAACGGUGCACUAUGAUUCGUGAAAAGACAUGGAUGUAAAUUUCAUUCAUAUAUAUAUAGAAAUUCUUUUUAAAGUGUACUAAGUGUACUGCUCUGUCUGUGCUAUCUCUCCCCUGUUUGUUUUACCUUGUUAGUUUAAGGGAGAUGGGGAAACAUUUAAGCUUAGCCUAACCCUUGGACCUCAGUUGGCAGCAGAAGCACAGCGACAGGCACAAACUGAAUGACAAUGUGCUUUUUGCUAACUUGACGUAAUGUGGAUGUUGAAUUGCUCCAUUGAUUUCCUGGCUACAGACCAAACUCAAACAGUCCAAUCUGUGCUAUUGGAAUUACUCUGCCCUUUGUAUCUUAUCAAUAUUCCUGGAACGUGUUUGUUUGGCUGUGACGGGGAGACAGGCAGACAUUUGACCCGACUGACUGCGCAGAUCGGUCCGUCUCUACAGACGUGCUCGAUGCCUGUAGAUGCUUGUUAAUAAUAAAAAGAAGAAGAAUGAGGAGGUGGUAAUGGCACUUAAAUAUAAACAACAGAAAAACUCAAGUUAGUGAAUCAAGGUGGUGUAAAAUCCAAACUGUGCUCCUGGUUCUUGUCAGCAUUUCCCACAAGAAAGUAUGAAUGGGGUGAAAUGCACCAGUCCCCUCUGAGUAACACCAAAGUAUGUAGCAAAUGCUGUCGGCACUGAAAAGAAAUGUACAGUUGUUAAUAAAAUCAAUAAAACUGUUUUUCUAGA